AUGGGUUCCUCCCUGCUAACCUCAGCAGAGAAACCAGAGGAUGCAAGAGCUCCGAAAAUGGGUCCAGGAAGUGGCUGGGGAUUUCAGGCCCGGGGAGCUGCUGAAAAAAGGAUGCAACGCCAGCGAAUAAAAGCUGCAACUCUUGACGGGUCAACAUCGGCCGUGUUAAUAUUCGUCGGACUGCAAGGUCCGACCAUUCAGAUUUUAGGCUCCGUCGAGUGA
This is a messenger RNA of Paracoccidioides lutzii Pb01, 222 nucleotides long. RefSeq lists its product as hypothetical. Bases 1 to 222 code for a protein of 73 amino acids. The transcript has a single exon. The record is from RefSeq and is a predicted model, not a curated record.